This is a messenger RNA of Engraulis encrasicolus (European anchovy), 1937 nucleotides long. RefSeq names its product stromelysin-3-like. Bases 224 to 1894 code for a protein of 556 amino acids. Gene Ontology annotation, cellular component: extracellular matrix. The transcript has 8 exons. Gene Ontology annotation, molecular function: zinc ion binding; metalloendopeptidase activity. Lineage: Eukaryota; Metazoa; Chordata; Actinopteri; Clupeiformes; Engraulidae. Gene Ontology annotation, biological process: collagen catabolic process; extracellular matrix organization; proteolysis. The record is from RefSeq and is a predicted model, not a curated record.
CAUGAAGAGGGGGUAUGGAGUGUAAUGCGCGAGCCAAGAACAAAGAAAUCUCUGCACAUAAAAAGUUCCAGUCUUCAGAUCUCGCAGUCGGCUCGCAACACUUUUAACUUUCUAGUCCACAGACCUCGCGCUUCACUUCGGGUCGCAGUUGUUUCGCCGUCCAGUCGGCUUUGCUCUGCGAAUCGGACCGUGGCAGGUUGCAUGCUCAACAGAAUCCAUCGCGAUGUGGUUCUCUCGAGGACUUUUCUACAGCUCUCUCACCCUCAACGUCUUCCUGUGCCUGAACUCGUUGCCGGUCGUGGAGAAGGAGCGCGCGGACAAAAGCCAAACAUUGGAGUCCUUAUGGCCCGGCGUGUCCCUGAGGAAGAGCCGACAGGAGGACGCUGCCCCCUGGCGCGGAGAUGCGGCAGUGCAGGAGAGUCUCAAGACACCUGUGUCCAACAGUGACACCAGGAGGAGAGAUGUGGGACUGCAGGAGCGCCAUCCCCAGGACACCCUCAGCAGCAACCCCCAGAGGAGAGAUCAGGACACUUCCCACCACAGGAGAGAUGAGGUGUCGCAGGACACUGCCCCCCAGAGGAGAGAUGAGGUAUUACAGGACACUGGAGCCCAGAGGAGGGAUGUGUCCAGGCGGCCGCGGUGUGGCGUGCCCGACUACCCCGCUCAAAGAGGCCCGCUGGCUAGCAGGAGACCUGACACUGCCCCCCAGAGGAGGCGAGAGGUAGCGCAGGCUGGCAGGAGACUCAAGCGCUACGUGCUGUUCGGCGGGCGCUGGGAAAAAAACGACCUCACCUACAAGAUCGUGCGGUUCCCCUGGCAGAUGGAACCGGCUAAAGUGCGUCGUGUCUUCCUGGAUGCUCUGCGCGUCUGGAGUGACGUCACACCUCUCACCUUUACUGAGGUCACCACAGCUGAGGCGGACAUAGUCAUCGACUUCGACAGGUAUUGGCAUGGGGAUAAUCUGCCGUUCGACGGGCCGGGAGGAAUUCUGGCCCAUGCCUUUUUCCCCCGGACACAUCGAGCUGGUGACAUCCACUUUGACUACGACGAGGCCUGGACUGUCGGCAACGACAUGGGUACAGACCUAUUGCAUGUUGCUGUGCAUGAGUUUGGUCACGUUUUGGGGCUGCAGCACUCUCUGGAGCCGGGAGCCGUCAUGUCGCCGUUCUACAAUUUCUCCUACCCAUUGGAGCUCAGCCCAGACGACAUCCAAGGCAUCCAAUACCUGUACGGCCCUCGGCCUUAUGUCCCGCCCCCGCCACAUCCAGGAAGUGUAGAGACCAAUGAGCUGCCACCCCAUAAGCCGGACGCGUGCCACUCGGACUUCGAUGCCGUGUCUGUGAUUCGUGGCGAGCUUUUCUUCUUCAAGGACGGUUGGACGUGGCGUAUCCGUGACGACCGGCUGCAUGACGGCUACCCAGCCCUGGCAUCCCGCCACUGGAGAGGAAUCCCAGAGCGCAUCGACGCCACAUUUGAGGACAAGGCGGGAAACAUAUGGUUCUUCCAGGAUCAUCUCUAUUGGGUGUUCGAUGCAGAGCAGCAAAUCAAGGGCCCUGAUUGGUUGCAAAGUUUGGGGCUGCACGACACACGUGUGGAGGCGGCGCUGCGCUGGCGUGAGGGGGCGGGGCAUCAUAUCUACUUCUUCUCAGCCGGCAGCUAUUGGCUCUUCGACCCGACGCAGAGCCACAUAGACCCUGCCUUCCCGCGCCUUGUACGCCAGGACUGGCACGGCAUCCCCGAACACAUCGAUGCAGCCUUCCAGGACCAAUAUGGUUAUGCCGUGUUCAUUAGCGGUCGCCACUACUGGAAGUUGGACCCGGUGGGCCGGCGGCUGUUGCCUGGAUACCCGCGCCUCGUCAGCACCGAUUUCUUCGGCUGCCAUGGUGGCACCUAGGCUCCAGGAUGGCAGGAGGACAUCAGUAGCACAUGUGCCUCCC